This is a messenger RNA of Arvicanthis niloticus (Nile rat), 3564 nucleotides long. It is a transcript of the gene Slc19a2, whose product is annotated as solute carrier family 19 member 2. Gene Ontology annotation, molecular function: thiamine transmembrane transporter activity. Gene Ontology annotation, cellular component: plasma membrane. The record is from RefSeq and is a predicted model, not a curated record. Gene Ontology annotation, biological process: transmembrane transport; thiamine transport. Lineage: Eukaryota; Metazoa; Chordata; Mammalia; Rodentia; Muridae.
AGGCCGGAGGCGGGCCUAGGGAAGGGCGUUCGUCGGGUGAGCAGUGGCUUUUGGCGUCCGGGACUCCAAGCAUCUUGACCCUGGCGCGAGGCGGUGUCGCGCACGCUUACAGGUGCCCGCGCGGGGCCGCGGCUUGGGCGCCUUCCCGUUGGCCUAGAAGGAGGAGGGGGCCGUGUUGGCGUCCAGCCCCUCGCGCCCAGGAUGGACGUGCCAGCCCGGGUGUCCCGACGAGCGGCGGCGGCAGCGGCCAGGAUGCUUCUGCGUACUGCCCGCGUCCCCCGCGAGUGCUGGUUCCUGCCGACCGCGCUGCUCUGCGCCUACGGCUUCUUCGCAAACCUCCGGCCGUCGGAGCCGUUCCUCACGCCCUACCUGCUGGGACCGGAGAAGAACUUGACCGAGAGACAGGUCUUCAAUGAAAUUUAUCCAGUAUGGACAUACUCUUACCUGUUGCUGCUAUUUCCCGUGUUCCUCGCCACAGACUACCUCCGUUACAAGCCUGUCAUUCUGCUGCAGGGACUCAGCCUUAUUGUUACAUGGUUCAUGCUGCUCUAUGCCCAAGGACUGCUGGCCAUUCAGUUCUUGGAAUUCUUUUAUGGCAUCGCCACAGCCACUGAGAUCGCCUACUACUCCUAUAUCUACACUGUGGUUGACCUGGGCAUGUACCAGAGAGUCACAAGUUACUGUAGAAGUGCCACCUUGGUGGGCUUUACUGUGGGCUCUGUCCUAGGGCAGAUCCUCGUCUCCGUGAUGGGCUGGUCACUGUUCAGCUUGAACGUCAUCUCCCUCACCUGUGUUUCUGUGGCUUUUGCUGUGGCCUGGUUUCUGCCUAUGCCACAGAAGAGCCUCUUCUUUCACCACAUUCCUUCCUCCUGUCAUGGAGUGAAUGGCAUCAAGGUACAAAAUGGUGGAAUCGUUACUGAUACCCCAGCAUCUAACCAUCUUCCUGGAUGGGAGGACAUUGAGUCAAAAAUUCCUCUAAAUUUAGAUGAGCCUCCGGUGGAAGGACCGGAGGAGCCCCGGCCAGACCGGCUGCGGGUGUUCAAAGUCCUGUGGAAUGACUUCUUGAUGUGCUACUCCUCCCGCCCUCUGCUCUGCUGGUCCGUGUGGUGGGCCCUGUCCACCUGCGGCUAUUUCCAGGUGGUGAACUAUGCACAGGGAUUGUGGGAGAAGGUGAUGCCUUCUCAGAAUGCUGACAUCUACAAUGGUGGUGUGGAGGCCGUUUCAACCUUGCUGGGUGCUAGUGCUGUGUUUGCAGUUGGUUAUAUAAAGCUAUCUUGGUCAACUUGGGGAGAAAUGACGUUAUUCCUGUGUUCUCUCCUGAUUGCUGCUGCAGUGUAUAUCAUGGACACUGUGAAGAGCAUCUGGGUGUGCUAUGCAUCCUAUGUUGUCUUCAGAAUCAUCUACAUGGUACUCAUCACCAUAGCAACUUUUCAGAUUGCUGCAAACCUCAGCAUGGAACGUUACGCCCUUGUGUUUGGUGUGAACACCUUCAUUGCCCUGGCAUUGCAGACUCUGCUCACUCUGAUUGUGGUAGAUGCCAGGGGCCUUGGCUUAUGUAUUACUACUCAGUUCCUGAUUUAUGCCAGUUACUUUGCAGUCAUCUCUGUGGUUUUCCUGGCUAAUGGCAUAGUCAGUAUUAUAAAGAAAUGCAGAAAGCGGGAAGAUCCCAACUCCAGCCCUCAAGCCACCACUUCCUAACGUGCUCCCGAAGUGCUGCUGCUUCCAAGCAAGGGCGCUGCACAGUAACCGCCUGGAUGUAUUCAAACUCUUUAUGGUUCAGAUAACUAUUUAUGAAUGUGUAUCUUAUGGCUUCAGAGCCUCAACUAACACCUUGCAUUCUUGGAGUUAGUGUAAUAGUGUUGAGAGAAGCCAGAGCUGAAGCUUUCUGUUCAUGAAUUGUUUAUGCGCAUUCAUUUAAGAAUGACUUUUUCUAAUUUAAAAAAAAACUCCCACAGAACUUGAUUUUGGAAAAGCGAGUAAUCAAGUAGCACGUCUGCUCUUUCCUUCAUGAGCAUGUGAGUGUGAUGGUUUUAGUCAUAUUUGUCACUCACCCAGACCUGUGGCCUGGUGGGACCAAGGCUUCAGAAGCCACAGGAUAGUACAGGUCACGAUACGUGCGUUCUCCGAGCACUUGCCUCAUCCAGCCGCAUUCUGAUUUCAGUGUUACUUGUGCACGUGUGUGUGUGUGUGUGUGUGUGUGUGUGUCUACAGAUGGCAGUCGUUCCUCGCUGGCAAUAUCUGCUCGGGUUCAACGUUCUGUCCUUUAAGGGGUGUUCUGUCUGAUUUUAUUUUAAAAUUUCAUUGUAUGACUGUUAGUGCUUCCCAUUUUGACUGUGGUAUGUUUUUGGAAACGUUCUUUAGAAGUACAUUUUUGCAUUAUUCAUAUGCUUCCCAGAGAAGCUCAUUUCAUUAGAAAAGGCAAAUUUUAAAGCCUGUUGAUAACUGAGGAGGGCUAACCAGGUAGGUUUGCUUGUCUUUAAUACUUUGGUAUGAAGGACUCUUAAUUGCAACUGAAAAGGUCAUUUAUAGUUAGAGAUACAGGGAGCCCAUUUUAUAUUUGCGUACCCUUUUAUUACCAACACAAAACGAACUCUUUUCCUUUGAGACAAUAUCAUUCCCAUAUGCCUCUCAUUGUCUUGGCUUUCUCAUCCAAGAUGAAGAUGUCAGUCGGAACUGGAUUAUUCCACGGCCUAUUUUUUUCUUUUAUUUUUAAUAAACUGAGCCUCUUCUUAAUGAUUUUAUUGGGGUUGGAACUAGGAUAGACUUGAUGCCUGCAUUUUGGACCUUAGACCUGCCUUUGUCCCUAAGGUUAGAUCAUCUUGAGAGAUACUUAAUUUCCUCAUUACUUGAAAGAGUGAUGUCUGUAUGCUAAUAUUUGUGAGACGUGAAAACUGUUUCAAAGCCAACUUGGUUGUCUUGUGCAACGAUCUAGGUCAGUGCCUUUCACUAGCGUGGUGACUUCUUAAGACCAAAAUAGCUAAACAGUAUUAUUAAUACUAAGAUUGCAAAACUGAAGCUUAGUGAGUGUGUAGAAGAAGACCCUGGUUCAACCAGCACUGGGAAGACUAAUGGAAGAAAUGAGAAUGAUAUAGGUCAUUUCCAUGCAUCUUCCUUUGCAGCUAGGGAAAAGAGAAGAACACUAAGGGAUGGAGAACUAUGGUCAGAGUAGCAGUCUCCCGUCUUACAUUUUCUCCCUCCUCCCACCGUUUCUUGUGGCUCUAUAGAAGUUGGUUGCUCAGAAACAAGGAGAAACGUUGUGAUUGAUUAAUUUUAUUUUAUUUUUUAAAAUAACAUGUAUUAUGGUACAAUCUAAUUGUUCAUGUUACCAAAGCAAUAUUUCCUUGGAAUUUAGCUCACUGUUUGUGGCACCCAAUCUGGUCCUUCUUUACCUGUCUAAACCAAGACUGUGUUCACAUAUUACUACGAGGCCAUAUUUGUAGAACGCAGAACCCAAUGUGCUGUACUGUAUGCACUUUUACGGAGAAGUGAAAAUAAUCUGUUGUACUUUUUAUUCGAUCUGUAUAGACUAUAAAACUAUUUUUAUUAAAUAAAUAUUCUACAGUA